This is a messenger RNA of Photinus pyralis (common eastern firefly), 2759 nucleotides long. RefSeq lists its product as uncharacterized. The record is from RefSeq and is a predicted model, not a curated record. The coding region runs from base 1 to 2637 and encodes 878 amino acids. NCBI's taxonomy places the organism in Eukaryota, Metazoa, Arthropoda, Insecta, Coleoptera, Lampyridae. The transcript is spliced from 6 exons. Gene Ontology annotation, molecular function: DNA-binding transcription factor activity, RNA polymerase II-specific; DNA binding. Gene Ontology annotation, biological process: regulation of DNA-templated transcription; DNA integration.
AUGAAUUUACGUAAGUGGAACAGCAAUGACGUUUCGCUCAGAAAAUUGAUGAAACGCGAGGAAAACGUUAAUGCCAAGAAAGUACUUGGAAUUUUAUGGUACCAUAACGAUGACGAGUUAGCAGUAGAUAUAACUUCAGUUUUAUAUGAAAUCGAUAAUAAAUCUAUAACGAAACGUGGGGUGCUACAAAUAGUAUCGAAAAUUUAUGAUCCACUUGGCUUUAUGAGUCCCUUUUUGGUAAGAGCAAAUAAGAUAUUGCUCCAAGAAAUUUGGAAACUUAAGGUCGACUGGGAUUCAACCACACCUGAUAAUAUCACCAAUGAAUGGUUGAGAUGGUGUUUUGAACUGAAAUCUUUGAAACAUUUUUCGUUUACCAGAUGUGCACUCGAAGACAGAAACUCCGAAGUUUCACUUCACAUUUUUGCGGACGCGAGCCCAAAGGCGUAUGGAGCAGUGGCGUAUCUCAGAGUAGUUAACGAAAACGAAGUCGAAUGUAACUUUAUCAUGUCUAAGGGUAGAGUAGCUCCAAUUGACAAAAAGGGAGAUAAGAGCUUAACGUUACCAAAACUGGAACUCACCGCGGCAGUCUGUGCAACUCGACUUCAGAAAUUUAUACUUGAAAAUAUUGACGUUAAAUUUCAUUCCUGCACUUUGUGGACAGAUUCGAAAAUAACGAUAUAUUGGAUCAUGGGCAAAGCUGACAGGUGGAAACCGUAUGUUCGCAGUCGUGUAACUGAAAUUAAGAAGAACUCAGUUGGAGUAUGGCGCCAUUGUCCAGGGGCAGAGAAUCCAGCAGAUUUACUAACGAGGGGUGUAACAUCUAAAGGUCUUAUGACAUCGGAAGUUUGGAAACAUGGACCUAAUUGGCUGAAAUUUAAACCAGAAGAAUGGCCUGAAGAAGAUAUCGCGAUAGGAUCUGAAGCAUCUGUUUUGCUCGUACAAGGAGAAGAAGUAAUCCAGAAUAACGAACCAAUCUUCAAACUUGAGAGAUUCAGUAGUUUGGAGAAAAUCUUUAGCAUUACCGCUUAUGUUAAAAGAUAUUCCCAUAAUCUAAGAAAUAAAAAGAACAAAAGAACUGGAAGCUUGAAGGCUCAAGAGUUAAAGGAGGCUGAAAGAUAUUGGAUAAAGGUAACUCAAGGACAGCAUUUUUCAAGUGAAAUAGCUGACCUAAGAAGAGGUAAAAAAAUUGAACCCUCUUCUCGAGUUUUAACGCUAAGUCCCUUUCUUGAUGAAGACGAUAUAAUGAGAUUAGGAGGCCGUUUACAGGAAAGCUCCUUACCGUACCAAACGAAAUAUCCUGUGGUGUUACCUAAAACGUCAUUUCUAACGGAUAAACUUAUUUCGAACUCUCAUGUUUCCACAAUGCAUGGUGGAGUAAACGUGACGAUGGUACAUAUAAGAAAACGAUUUUGGAUUUUACAAUGCAGGCAAAGAGUAAAAUCUAUACUGAGCAAAUGCAUAAUUUGCAAGAGAUUACGAGCAAAACCUGGCAAUGAACCUUUUGCACCCUUACCAAGAAGUAGGGUGUCUUCAGCAGAACCAUUUAAGGUAACGGGCCUAGAUUUCGCUGGACCUCUAUACAUUAUCAACGAAUCGAGGCGGCAAAAGGCUUACAUCAUGCUGUUAACGUGUGCUGUGGUACGUGCCGUACAUCUUGAAAUAGUUCCUAAUCUAACAGCAGAGAGCUGUAUUAACGCAUUUAGACGGUUCAUUUCAAGAAGGGGAGUUCCGGAUAUCAUUUAUUCAGACAACGCGAAAACAUUUAAGAGAACAGCUUUAGAAUUGAAAGAAUUAUACAAAAUAAUUUGCACCGAUAAAUUUCAAAAUUUUGUCACAGGACGUUGCAUUGAAUGGAGAUUUAUUGUGGAGCGCGCCGCGUGGUGGGGCGGAUUUUGGGAACGAAUGGUCAAAACUGUAAAAGAUGCUCUAAAAUUGUCACUUGGAAAGAAAUCCCUUGAUUGUGACGAACUACAAACCAUCAUUUCAGAAAUUGAAGCUACGGUGAAUAUGAGACCGCUUACCUACUUGGAUGAUCAGCCCGAAAAUUUAAUGUUUUUGACACCAGCACAUUUCCUUUUGGAUACUAGUUACUCCUACCAUCCGGCAAUUCACGAUGACACCUUCGUUAGGAGAAAACAAAGAAGGAAUAGGACAACGUUUACACUACAACAGUUGGAGGAAUUGGAAAACGCAUUUGCUCAAACCCAUUACCCGGACGUAUUUACCAGAGAAGACUUAGCGAUGAAAAUUAAUUUAACGGAAGCGCGUGUACAGGUAUGGUUUCAAAACAGAAGAGCAAAGUGGAGGAAAGCCGAGAGACUUAAAGAGGAACAGAGGAAGAGGGAAGAACAAGGGGGCGUGAAGAGGGACAGCGAUGGCAAGGACGAAAAGGUGCAAAAUGAAGAUUUGCUCACUGGAAGUUCGUCAGAAACGGGAUGUCCGGACGACGAGAUGCUAAGGGAGUGCGCGAGUCGAAGUAGCGGCAGAGAGAGUCCCGAACCGGUGAGGAACGUUACCGAACCGGAACCGUCGAGGACAUCUUCGCCUCACAGUCCGGCCCCAUCGGUCACUUCGGAACCGUCGAAGAUUCCACCGCCUUCAUUUGCUCAACACAUGUUCGCUUUUACUGAAAGAUGAAUUGAACGAACAAUGUGCGGUCGUGAAGGAAUUUCAUACGCCAAUUAGACUAAUUACCAACGCAAUGUUAUUUAAUUAACCAGACCACCUACGCGGCCUAAAUGAAUAAUGAAAAAUAACCG